This is a messenger RNA of Humulus lupulus (European hop), 1310 nucleotides long. RefSeq names its product deaminated glutathione amidase, chloroplastic/cytosolic. Lineage: Eukaryota; Viridiplantae; Streptophyta; Magnoliopsida; Rosales; Cannabaceae. The coding region runs from base 119 to 997 and encodes 292 amino acids. Gene Ontology annotation, molecular function: hydrolase activity, acting on carbon-nitrogen (but not peptide) bonds, in linear amides. The record is from RefSeq and is a predicted model, not a curated record. The transcript has 9 exons.
AACAGAUGAUGUUACAGUAUAGUGUCUCAUUCGACCGUACGAACACUCUCAGUCUCAGACGAAGCCUACGCGUCUCCUCGCCGACUUGCUUUCGUCAACUUCGAGCGUUGACCGGAAAAUGGCCGCGAACUCUGUCAGAGUCGCCGCUGCUCAGAUGACUUCCAUUAACGAUCUCGCUUCUAAUUUCGCCACCUGCUCUCGCCUCGUCAAAGAAGCAGCUUCAGCUGGGGCGAAAUUGAUCUGUUUUCCAGAAAAUUUCGCAUUCGUUGGUGCCAAGGAGGGAGAAAGUCUCAAAAUAGCAGAACCUUUAGAUGGACCUAUAAUGCAACGAUACUGUUCUCUAGCAAGAGAAUCAAGUAUUUGGUUAUCACUUGGAGGAUUCCAAGAGAAAGGACCUGAUGAGCAGCAUUUGUGUAAUACCCAUGUUGUAAUUGAUGAUAACGGGAACAUUAAAAACACUUACAAGAAGAUACAUUUGUUUGAUGUAGAUAUUCCUGGUGAAAGGUCAUACAAGGAAAGCAGCUUCACGGAAUCAGUUUACAAAUUGUUUGUCAUGCAUUCAGGGAAUAACAUUGUUUCAAUAGAUAGCCCUGUUGGACGAUUGGGUCUCACAGUUUGUUAUGAUCUGAGAUUUCCUGAGCUAUACCAGCAGCUCAGGUUCCAACAUGAAGCACAGGUCCUAUUGGUACCUGCAACUUUCACAGUUGUAACAGGUCAGGCACAUUGGGAGAUUCUUCUUUGUGCUCGUGCAAUUGAGACUCAGUGCUAUGUCAUUGCUGCAGCACAAACUGGAAAUCAUAAUGAUAAACGACAAAGCUAUGGAGACACUUUGAUUAUUGACCCAUGGGGAACAAUAGUUGGUAGACUUCCUGAUCGCCUGUCAACAGGAAUUACUGUGGCUGAUAUAGAUUUCUCACUGCUUGAUUCAAUCAGAACAAGGAUGCCAAUUGCUAGGCAUAGGAGACCCAUUGAAUUCUGGAAAUCUGCUUCUCUGUGAUAUCAAUCUACCGACAUGGUGUCCAACAGCUAUUUUCAUAUUGUUCUGACUGUAAUAGACUCAGCUCUUUGCUUGAGUUUAUUGGAGUUGUGAUUUACAUUUUUUUUUUCAAAUAAUAAAAAUAUAUUGUGAUCAUCAUCAAUAUCCACCAUUAUCUCUCUUUUUCUCUCAAUAAAGGAAAAGGAGAAGAAAAAAAAAGAACUUUUUUUAUAAGGAUGAUGAGUCAUACUGUGGGUAGAGAACGACUGACAAAAGUUGAAAGUUAAAUCUUCACACAUCCAUCAAAAAGGAGAAAGAAAAAGAAUUUGUAUGA